GUCGGAAGUUGGCCUGUUUGCUGUCUGUGUUUGGGCUUCCCUGUGGGGAGUGUGCGAGCAAGCCUGUCAGCAGCACCGUGGUACCACCAUGACAAUCGCGGUCUACUUCAAUUAGAAGCAUCUGAGUUGAGGGAUGGGAGGUCUGUUGAUCUAUGGAUAUAAUGAAUUCAGUGACCUAUGAUGAUGUGCAUGUUGACUUUACUUGGGAAGAGUGGGCUUUGCUGGAUGCUUCCCAGAAGAGUCUCUACAAAAAUGUGAUGCUGGAGACCUACAGGAACCUUACUGCUAUAGGCUACAAAUGGGAAGACCACAAUAUUAAAGAACUUUGUCAAAGAUCUAGAAGAAAUGGAAGGCAUGAAAGCCAUCCUACUGGAGAGAAACUCCAUGAAUGUAAUCAGUGUGGUAAAGCCUUCUCACAGCAGAGUCAUCUCCAAAUACAUAGAAGAACUCAUACUCGAGAGAAACCCUAUGAAUGUGAUUAUUGUGGGAAAGCGUUUAUACGUUACACUCAUCUUGAAAGUCAUAAAAGAAUUCAUACUGGAGAGAAACCCUAUGUAUGUAAUCAGUGUGGUAAAGCCUUCUCACAACAGAGUCAUCUCCAAGUUCAUACAACAACACAUACUGGAGUGAAGCCCUAUGAAUGCAACCAGUGUGGGAAAGCCUUUGCAUGUUACAGUUAUCUCCAAAGUCACAAAAGAAUUCAUACUGCAGAGAAACUCUAUGAAUGUAAUCAGUGUGGAAAAGCUUUUGCACGUCAUAGUAAUCUUCAAAGGCAUAAAAUAACUCAUACAGGGGUAAAACCCUAUGAAUGCAAUCACUGUGGGAAAGGCUUUUCUCGACAGAGUUAUCUCCAGAUACAUAUACGAACCCAUACUGGAGAGAAGCCCUAUGAGUGCAAUCAAUGUGGAAAAGCCUUUGCACGACAGAGUUAUCUCCAGAUACAUACACGAACCCAUACUGGAGAGAAGCCCUAUGGAUGUAAACAAUGUGGUAAGUUUUUUGCAGAUUACACUUAUAUUAGAGUACAUGAAAAAAUUCACACUGGAGUAAAACUGUAUGAAUGUAAUCAGUGUGGGAAAGCCUUCUCACAACCGAGUUAUCUCCAAGUUCAUAAAAGAAUUCACACUGGAGAGAAACCCUAUGGAUGUAAUCAGUGUGGAAAAACUUUUGCACGUCAUAGAAAUCUUCAAAGGCACAAAAGAAUUCAUACUGGACAGAACCGGCAUGAAUGUAAUGAGUGUGGAAAAACCUUUUCACAAGAGCGUCAUCUCCAAGUUCAUAAAAGAACUCACCUGGGAGAGAAGCCCUGGGAAUGUAAGCAAUGUGGUAAAGCCUUUGCGUGCCACAGUAAUCUUCAAAGGCAUGAAAGAAUUCAUAUUGGAGAGUAACCCUAUGAAUGUAAUCAAUGUCAUAAAGUUUGCAUUUCACCAUAGUCUUUGAAACCAUGAAAGAGUUCAUCCAAGAGUAAAACCUGUCAUGUUUAAUCACUCUAUCUACUAAAGUCUUCAUACAUUAUAGUAGUAUUAAGGACACAAAAGAACUUACACCAAAGGAGAAUCUAUGAGAAUAAAGACUUUAGCCAGCAAAUUUACAUUUAGUUACACAAGAUUAUUUAUGGUGGAGGUAAAACUGACAGAUGUCAACAAUCUAUUCAAGCAUUAUAAUGUCUCUAUUUAUUUAUUUUUUGCACCUAUAAACUCAUAUGGAAAAAAGCCCUGUGGAUUUAACUCGUAAGGCAAACAUUUUAGAUAUCACACUUCUCUUCAAUUACAUGAAAUAAUUCAUCCCAGAGUAGAAUUUAUGGAUGUGUACUACUCUUCCUGUGAUAAAACACCAUGUCUAAGGCAACUUAAAAAGAGCUUAAUUUUGGCUUAUGGUUCCAAAGCUAAACAAGAUCAUUAUGAGAGAAAUAUGCAACCAGUGUCAGACCUGACAGCUAAAGCGGGAAGCUCAGGGCUCACAUCCUGAGCAUGAAGCAUGGGGCGAGAGUGGAAACCGGGAGUGGUCUGAGAAUUUUAUUAUCUCAGAAUCUACCCCCAGUGACAUUUUUCCUCUCACGGGCCGCAUUUUCUAAGCUUUUCCAAAUGGUACCAACAACUGAAAAGUAUUGCUUCUCUGAUUUUGAAGCCUACAUGAUUGCUUUCUGUUAUAUGAACCAAUUCAUGAUGAAGAAAAAACUCUGUAGGGAAGCCUUUAGAUGCCUCAGCAUCUGGGUUACAGGCAAGAAUGCUUAUACAAGAAUAAUAUUCAUGAAGGAAAAUGGUUGUUUAAUGAUUUGUUUUAAUUUUUAUCUUGUUAUGUCAGUGUGUCUUUGGAUAUAGGCAUUGUCUGAUGGUUCCAAAGGAUAGACCCUGCAGUCUUCUGGAUUUCUAGCUGGGAUUACAGGAAGUUGUCCAGAAUCUCACCUGGAUUCUGAGCAUAAACUUUUCUUAACUGCUUGGCCCUGUCUCUAGCCCUGUAAAUAUUUUAAAGCUUUUAUGUAUAAUCGUACCAUUAGGAAAUAGGAAAGAACUCAUACAAAUGAGAAACACUGGGCAUGUAAACACUAUGGUAAAGUCUUUAGACAUCAGAGCUAUCUUCAGUUUCAAGAGAAAAAAAAUCUUGUUUCAUCUCUUUGUUAGCAGAGCCUUGAAGCAAGUUAAAUUGUUUACUAUGUUCACUGAAGUCUGAUGUUGGAGAUCACAGUAUUGUGGUUUGUAGUUUGAAACUUUUGGAGUAGGUAUUGAAUUAUAUAUGGCAAAUUCACUUACUGAAAUUUAUCUGGUGGUUCAUAUAGUCCUUUUUGACUUCAUCUUCUGUUGUGAUCUGACUUGGAGGUAGGUAUUUUUCUGCUGAAACGCACAGAAAGAGAUGCCCAUCAUCUAAGUGGUUCAUUGUUUAUUUAAAUACCUGGCAAAAAGCAAAGGUGUCUGUGAAAGGGCAGUGGCUUGUUGUUCCUGGUUUGGUUUUUCAAACUUUCACAAACUCCCUUUAGAUGUUGUUUGUUAUCUAGCCUGGCUCAGAUGCCAGUAAUUCACUGGAACUACAUUUGAACUCAUGAUUCUCAUGUGUCAGCCUUCCCAGUCCAAGUCCAAGUGUAGAAGAUAGAUCUCUAAUGUGUCCUGUUUUGACAGUGCAUUUUAACAAUGUUAAUGUUAAUGUUAAAAUGCUUAGUAGAAGUGAAUGUAGGAAACAUUAAAUACCUCAUGUGUGUAUCCAAAGGAAUAUUUUCAUCUAUCUGAUAGAUAAAAUAAAUUAGAAUAAUCAGCAACCAACUGUAUAUCUCACAACAUAGCUUGAUGUGCUAUGGAUAGGUAUAGAUUAUUUGGACAUUUCUGCCUCUUCAUGAUCCAAUUUUUACUCGUUUGGCACUCCAUCUUGAAGUAUUGCCUCCUAAAGCAAUUUUCUAGAGAGGCCAGAUAAUGUAAGGGCAAUGAGAUUUAUUUUCUAAAACAGUUUUGUUAUGUCUGUGGUGUAAUGUGAUUAUAGGUUUGAAUGGAUGACAGAUACGUUGGGACCAGAAGAAAACUUUGUGGGGUUUCUUUUGGCCCUCUUCACAUGGAUCAAGGUCAGGUUGCCAGCCUUGCACACCAGAGACAUUUUUUUUUCCUGAUGAGGCAUCUCAUUAGUGCUCAAAUAAGAUUAGUAGAAACAUUAUAUCAUAAAACACCUAUUCAGAUUGUAAACAUAUUGUCAUUUAAUCAGGAUAAAGGAACAGUAUAAUUUGAAUAAUGAAUCCUAUUUGCAAAUAAAUAUAUUUA
Messenger RNA from Microtus oregoni (creeping vole), 3740 nucleotides. Its product is annotated as zinc finger protein 431-like. Bases 153 to 1388 code for a protein of 411 amino acids. Lineage: Eukaryota; Metazoa; Chordata; Mammalia; Rodentia; Cricetidae. The record is from RefSeq and is a predicted model, not a curated record. The transcript has 5 exons. Gene Ontology annotation, biological process: regulation of DNA-templated transcription.